Molecule: messenger RNA, 3157 nt
Organism: Punica granatum (pomegranate)
Lineage: Eukaryota; Viridiplantae; Streptophyta; Magnoliopsida; Myrtales; Lythraceae
Source: RefSeq, a predicted model, not a curated record
GGCAGUUGCAAUCGCAGGUCGGAGCUCUUUGGGGUUGGGGAAGAAGUCGUCGUCUUCUCCUCCUCUCCUUCAUCAUCAUCAUCUUCAUCUGGCAUUCUUUUUUUUUUCCCUGUUAUUAAUUAGUUGAAAAUAAAAAAGGAAAAAUUAAACCUUUUUUUUUGUUCUUCAUCCGUUGAAGUUACACUUGUGCCCCUACUCCGUCGUCAAAGCUCGAAGCUUUUCGCUUCUUACAGGCUGAAAACGGACACCCCACCAGAAAAAGAGAGAAGAUUAUUAAUCCGGUCUUACUUUAGGAUAUUUUGGGGUUCAUCAUCGUCCUUUGUUGCAUUGAUUAUUGUAUUCUAUAAAGAACCCAGAGAGAACCACAGCCCCUUGGCGUCCCCGUUCUUGCUUCUGCUCGUCAAAGAUCUGAUGCAGGGUUCUUGACAAAAGCUCGGUUUGAUUUCGAUGAGCUCAGGAAGCUCUUCGUAGAUCGAGAGGGUUCAUUGCUGAUGUUACAUUCUCUGGGAAGUGUGAUUGAUUUAUUGAUUGGGAGCUCCUAGUUUUGUAAUCUAAGGAUGCCUGGGAUUGUUAUUGAUGGAAUUAAUGAACAAGAAGUAGAUAAUGAUGUAAAUGGAAACUCCACACCCCAUAAGGAAAGUUCGGCCCUGACCAAGUCUCCAAAAUGCGAGAUAAGCCCUGAAGCUGAGAGCCCCCAUGGUGGUCAUCAUCUCAACCUACCCAUCGAUGGAGCGGUUGAAGUUGACACCUCCAUCGAGAAGCUCUACGAGAAUGUAUGCGAGAUGCAGAGUUCCGAUCCGUCUCCUUCAAGGCAAAGCUUCGAGUCUGAUGGGGAAGAGUCAAGGAUCGACUCAGAGCUUCGCCACCUCGUGGGAGGAGAAAUGAGGGAGUUGGAGAUAAUGGAGGAAGACGAGGUCGACAAGUCCCAGGAGGUUGAGAGUCACAGUGAUGCCACUUCUAGGAAAGGAAGUUCGUCCACGAGCAAGAAGUCUGGAAAAUUGGACAACACCCAGAGCUCAAAGUCGGCCUCCUCUGCAAAUUCCAAGAAAGCCCAGGUGGAAUCCGAGGCAACAUCGAAGCAGACUCCCAAGAGUAAGAGCGCUUCUUCUGAGAAGCCCCCUAUUGACAAGAGAAAUGAUAAAAAUGUGAAGAAACUGAAUGUGGGUAUUAGUCCUGUGAAGAAAUACCGGAACUCGCCAACUGGGGGUGGGAAGUUGCAGAACGGAGUUGCGGAUUCAUCUGAUUCAGGAUUAGACAAUCCUGAUCUCGGACCUUUCUUGCUUAAGCAAGCUAGGGAUUUCAUUUCCUCAGGAGAUAAUCCCCAGAGAGCUCUUGAGUUGGCUCUUCGAGCGGCAAAGUCGCUUGAGAUCUGCUCAAAUGGGAAGCCCAACUUAGAGCUGGUCAUGUGUCUUCAUGUUAUAGCAGCUAUAUACUGCAGCUUAGGACAGUACAGUGAAGCCAUUCCUGUUCUGGAGCGCUCGAUCCAGAUACCACUAAUCGAGGAAGGUCAAGAUCAUGCUCUUGCUAAAUUUGCAGGUCACAUGCAGUUGGGUGAUACUUAUGCAAUGUUGGGUCGACUUGAGAGUUCAAUCCAAUGCUACACGACAGGCUUGGAAGUUCAAAAACAAGUUCUUGGAGAAACUGACCCUAGAGUAGGGGAGACUUGUAGGUACUUGGCUGAAGCUCAUGUUCAAGCCUUGCAGUUCGAUGAGGCUGAGAGACUCUGCAGAAUGGCCCUUGAAAUUCACCGAGAAAAUGGGGCCCCUGCCUCUCUUGAGGAGGCAGCUGAUCGGAGGCUCAUGGGGCUUAUAUGCGAAACGAAAGGGGACCAUGAGGCUGCCCUUGAGCAUCUUGUUCUUGCAAGCAUGGCCAUGGUUUCAAAUGGCCAAGAAGUGGAGGUGGCAGCGGUUGAUUGCAGUAUUGGAGACACAUACUUGUCCCUCUCUCGAUAUGACGAGGCUGUUUUUGCCUAUCAGAAGGCUCUCACAGUUUUUAAAACCACAAAGGGGGAAAACCAUCCUUCAGUGGCCUCAGUCUUUGUUCGACUUGCUGAACUCUACAACAAAACGGGGAAGUUCAGGGAAGCAAAGUCUUAUUGCGAAAAUGCCCUUCGGAUCUACGAGAAGCCCUUGCCUGGGAUCCCACCGGAGGAGUUUGCCAGUGGCCUCACCGAUGUCUCUGCAAUCUAUGAAUCGAUGAAUGAGCUCGAGGAGGCAAUUAAGUUGCUGCAGAAGGCAUUGAAGAUAUACAACGAUGCCCCCGGUCAGCAGGGAACAAUAGCUGGAAUUGAAGCUCAGAUGGGCGUCAUGUAUUACAUGUUGGGCAAUUACUCGGACUCCUAUGCUUCGUUCAGUAGCGCCAUCUCGAAGCUUCGUGCUAGUGGAGAGAAGAAAUCUGCAUUCUUUGGGAUCGCUCUCAAUCAGAUGGGACUUGCUUGUGUGCAACGUUAUUCUAUAAACGAGGCCACAGAGUUGUUCGAAGAGGCCAGGAGUAUAUUGGAACAACAAUACGGGCCUUAUCAUCCUGACACGCUUGGAGUUUACAGCAAUCUGGCAGGCACUUAUGAUGCUCUUGGCAGGUUGGAUGAUGCGAUUAAGUUAUUGGAGUAUGUUGUCGGGAUGAGAGAGGAAAAGCUCGGGACAGCGAAUCCCGAUGUGGACGACGAGAAGAGAAGGUUGGCUGAGUUACUUAAGGAGGCAGGCAGGGUUCGGAGCAGAAAGGGCCGAUCUCUUGAGAACCUCCUUGAUGCCAACUCUCAGAGUAUAGGCAGGGAUGGAGUUAAGGUAUGAUAAGUGAUGGUUUUCGAUUCAGAAAUGAACAUGAUGUAUAUUAUAGGUCUUUUUAAAAAAGAUAAGAGAAAAAAAAAAAUUGAAGCGGGAGGCACAGAAGACGAGGACACAGGAACAUUGGUAUUUAUAUAUUCUUGUUUUCAUACUUCAAGUGAUAAGGGGGGAGAUUAUUUAUUCGUCUUUGGUUGAGGUGUUCUAGUGCUUUCUUGGAUUGGGUUGCUGUAAAACAGAGAAUGUUGUUGUGAUAAAUCUGUAAUAUGUUGUUCACAAAGGUAAAUUAUCAAUAGAAACAUCAGAUGGAUUCUGAACUCUUGGGAAUGCGCUUUUUCCAUUCAUUUGCUAUAAUAUGUGGAGCUUUUUUUUGUUGA